AUGGACGUCCGCCACUCGCACGGAUCCACGGUGCACGUCCUCCGCGCGUGCUACCACGACGACGCGCACGACCUCGUCGCCCUCGGCGGCGACCACUCAGUCGAAGUCAUCCAGCUCGGCGAGUCCUCGUGCAGGACAAUUGCGACGUUCUACGUCGGCCUGCGCACAACCGCCAUCGCUUGGUCCUCGCGGGUCAGCUCGCCUUCCUCCUCCGACCGCUGGUCCAUUCAGCUCGCCGUCGCCGCGUCCGACUUCAGCCUCUACCUGCUCACGAAAGAUGCCGGGUCGGAGGAGUCGGUCUUCCGCUUCGGCAGCGGCCUGAGCGGCCACCAUGGCACGGUGAACGACAUGGCGUUCUGCGGCGGGCAGAGCGAAGACAGCUCGCGGUAUGUCGCCUCUGUGUCUGACGACAAGUUCCUCAUGGUUUGGGACCUCGAGCCGUCGAUAAACAUCGCCUCGCCAUCCUCGCCGGAUGGGGGCGGGACGCCGGAGGGGACGUCGGAGCGAGCGCAGCCGACGGCGUACGCGGUCGCGUUCCCGCACCCGCUCACGUCGGUGGACGCGCACCCGUCGACGAGCAAGGAGGUGCUGGUGGGCGACGCCCGGGGCUCGGUCUUCCUCACCGACUGGCGCACGGACCAGGAGGGGGACGAGCAGGCGCGCUGGCGGAACCAGGCGAUCGUCGAGCUGCUCGAGCCCCGCGCGCUCGCCGACGCCGCGCCCGGGCUCGCGACGCGCUGGUCGGGCUCUGUCGCGUGGCGCCGGGACCCGUCUGCGGACUUCGUGGGUGCCGCGUACGGCUCGCGGUUCGCGCUCUGGGACAUGGGCAACCUCCACGGCGGGAAGCCCUACCUCGCCGGGCCCUCCUUCCCCGAGGGCGGCCACCAGUUCAGGUGGUGCCCGACGUACCCGGACUACUUCGCGGUCUCGACCCGCAGCCCUGCGCGCGGCGCCGCCAUCCACGUCCACAACGUCGCCUACCCGCACGCGCCCCCGACGGUGUUCGCGCUCGCGCGCCGGCCGCUGUACGUGCGCGCGUUCGACUUUGUCGCCUGCCGCGGCAUCCCGCGCAUCGCCGCCGCCGUCGGCCGCGACGUCGUCGUCUUCUACAUCGGCGUCGACUCCUAG
Molecule: messenger RNA, 1128 nt
Organism: Epithele typhae
Lineage: Eukaryota; Fungi; Basidiomycota; Agaricomycetes; Polyporales; Epitheliaceae
Product: WD40-repeat-containing domain protein
Exons: 6
Coding region: 1-1128 (375 amino acids)
Cellular component (GO): nuclear pore outer ring
Molecular function (GO): protein binding
Source: RefSeq, a predicted model, not a curated record